AUGACCACUCUAUCCACCGUCAGAGGCCGUGAGGCCCUUGCAGUCAGCACGGUCUUCACCAGUUUGGCUACUGUUCUGGUGUGCAUUCGUAUUUACACCCGAGCCUUUAUGGUCAAGCAGAUGGGAAAAGAUGAUUAUGCUAUUCUGGUUGCUUUGGCUUUCUCGUGGGGUUUUUAUGGAUUGUUCGUGGGUGAGGUUUACCACGGAAUGGGUGCCGACUACGAUAUCAUCCCCCACAAGACAUACGUCACUCAGAUGUUAUGCUUCUGGGCCUCCGUCCCAAUCUACCAGACCAGUCUGAUCUCGACCAAAAUGUCCAUUCUCCUGCAGUACCGACGAGUCUUUUCUACUACACCUCGUAUGCGCUUGGCCUGCAACCUACUCAUCGGCUUCCUGGUCAUCUACGGCACUUGGACGAUCAUCAGCGCCUGGGCAAACUGUAUCCCCAUCGCCAAGUUUUGGGACCCGACAGUCGCCGGCUUCUGUUUCGAUAAAGAGGCACUAUGGUUCUCCAAUUCGGCAAUUCACAUUUUGACCGACAUCUUAAUUCUCAUCUACCCCAUGCCCGUCAUUCGAUCCCUUCAAUUGCCAACCAGACAGAAGUAUGCUUUGAUGGCUGUCUUUGCCUUGGGAGGAUUUGUUGUCAUCACCAGUAUUCUCCGCUUGAAGAGUCUCCUCGUCAUCUCCCACUCCAGCGACCCAACCCACGACAACGUUGGCGCAGCCGAAUGGUCCGCAAUUGAAUGCAAUGUCGCAAUCAUCUGCGCGGCCCUCCCAAGCACACGAGCCUUCCUCUCCAAGUUGCUCCCCCACGUCUUCUCCACAGGAACCAAUGGUUACCGCAGCAAGACACGUCCCUCACGCACAGGCCGCAGCGUUCUCACCGGCACACACACCAAUAUCCAAGCAUCCGUCAUCGGAGGACGCGAACUCGAUGGAACUUAUGAUCUGGAGAACCUGUCCCCAACUGGCUCGUCCUUCAAGGAAUUCUCCAAGGAACAGGAGGCUAAAGCCCAGUUCUCCGGAAUCAAGGUUACGACUUUCGUUACGCAGGAGUCAACUUCCACUCCGGCUGGGAACGAUGAUACCGGGAGUACAAAGGAGUUGGUUCACACACAUCGAGAAAGUUUCUGA
Messenger RNA from Penicillium verhagenii, 1134 nucleotides. Its product is annotated as putative integral membrane protein. The transcript is spliced from 5 exons. The coding region runs from base 1 to 1134 and encodes 377 amino acids. Lineage: Eukaryota; Fungi; Ascomycota; Eurotiomycetes; Eurotiales; Aspergillaceae. The record is from RefSeq and is a predicted model, not a curated record.